CCUAUGCUCUUUCUGUAGUCAAAAGAUGAGGCCAUUUGCUUGAGUUACAGGGAGUCUAGAGACUUGACAAGAACUCAACAGCCAUUUAUAUGCCAUUUCUCAUUAGUAAAAGAUCUGCUUCUGAAACUUUCAGGGCAUAAUACUCAAUGAUGGGGGAAUAUCUUCUGAAAAUUUCACAUGAAUUCAUUGAACUAUCGCUAAGUUAUUAAUCUCUCAAUGGUAUGAUAUAGUUUUUCGGUUUAUCAAUAUUUACACUAAAAUGAUUAUAGUUCAUGAAUAGAUAGAUGAACUUUAAUGAAAUUUUUAGUGCAAAUAAGUACUAGGUAGGGCUUCAGAAUGAGAGGUUGACCGACUCAAAAUAUCUUAUCUUUCUCGAGUUAUCAAGUUCAUAAUGCAUACCAAUGACAUUCAUUAGAACUCCAUUCUUACUCGAGCAAAUGUGGUGUAGAUGGUGCCGCUGACCUACAUUCUUCAUGGGCUACCUGCACACCAAUUUUCAGUCGCUCAGCUCUUGUAUGGACUGAGAUCCGAGGGAGGGAUACUUUUGUCAAGUAGUGUAAAUAACUAAACAAUAAAAAACGCUCAAUAUCUUUAACCCUUCUUUCACUUAUACUAACUAGAAACUACUUAGAGUAGCUAAUUUUCUUUUCAUUUGAAAAUAUCAUGUAAAUGCUGACGUUCAACCGAAGCUUACAAAAAGAGGUUUCAGUUAGAAAAACAUGAAUUUUGCUGAGGAUUCUCUCAGAAUUUUGGUGUUUAUUCGAAGGAAAUUAUAUUUAAAGACAAACGUAGGUCUAAGAACUGAUAUCUUCCAGAAAGAAACAUUUGAGAAUUUACAGUCUAUGAUAACUUGUGUUCUGAUGAACCAUUCUCUAAAAAUAAAUACCGGAAAGGUUUUUCUUAAGUCGAAUUCAAAACAAGACUUUCAACCAGCAAAUUUCUUAAAAUAUUCAAUUUCGUUUAACUCAAAUAGUUUGAAUUUUAAUAAAAAAAUUUUAUUCUAUAAGAGCUUAUUUAAUAACUCAACGUGAUGUAUUUUUUGAUCGGUCGAAAGCUUGUCAAUUACUUACAUGGAUACUUACAAAUAAAGAUGGAUUAGAAAAAAUUGAUUUACCACCACCAACUAUAUAUAAACCUUGUCAAUUAUGGACAGGCAAACAAUUAUUUAAUGUUAUACUUCGACUUAAUAAUUCUUGUAAAGAUAUUAUUAAUUUACGUGUAAAAGGUAAAGCUUAUUCUGGUAAAGAUGAAGAUUUAUGUUGCAAUG
Rotaria sp. Silwood2 is the source of this 1267-nucleotide messenger RNA. The record is from the annotation of a GenBank genome assembly. NCBI's taxonomy places the organism in Eukaryota, Metazoa, Rotifera, Eurotatoria, Philodinida, Philodinidae.